Molecule: messenger RNA, 1143 nt
Organism: Stereum hirsutum FP-91666 SS1
Lineage: Eukaryota; Fungi; Basidiomycota; Agaricomycetes; Russulales; Stereaceae
Product: GroES-like protein
Exons: 1
Coding region: 1-1143 (380 amino acids)
Cellular component (GO): mitochondrion
Molecular function (GO): oxidoreductase activity
Source: RefSeq, a predicted model, not a curated record
AUGUCUGCUCCAACCACAAUAACUCCCCAACUCCCCAAAACCUAUUCUGCCCUCGUUGUUACCUCCACCUCCUCCCCUCUCAUCGUCGAAACCCGUCCGCUUCCCACCGCCACACCAGGCAGCGCCCUCGUCCGCAUCCUCUUCUCGCCCCUCAUUUCCUACGCGGGCGAAGUCUACGCCGGAAAAUGCGGCUAUUCCUUCCCUACCCCCUUCGUCCCCGGCACUAGCGCCAUAGGCCGCGUCGCCGCCGUCGGUCCCGACGCGACUCAACUCGAACCGGGAAAGCUGGUCUAUGUGGAUUGUUUCAUUAGAGGAAGGGACGAUCCUAGUGCGAGGAUCUUGUUGGGGUUUAGUGAGGGCCUUGGGCGAGCGGGGGGAAUGAAGAAGUUGAUGAGUGGUGAGUGGAGGGACGGGACGUUGGCAGAGUAUGCGAAGGUGCCAUUGGAGAAUUGUUUUGUGUUGGACGAGGCGAAGUUGACGCGUGGUGUGGGAGAGGGAGGGAUGGGAUACGACUUGGAGAGGUUGUCGUAUCUGUCGACGUUGUUGGUGCCGUAUGGAGGGUUGAGGGAUGUUGGAUUGCAGGCGGGGGAGACGGCCAUUGUGGCGCCGGCGACGGGAGCGUAUGGAGGUGCGGCGGUACAGGUGGCGUUGGCGAUGGGUGCGGGGAAGGUGAUCGCGAUGGGUCGGAACCAAGAGAAACUAAAGAAGAUCAAGAGCAUCAGUAGACGAGUUGAGAUCGUACCGAUCAUGGGCGAUAUCGAGAAGGAGACAGAAGCACUCGAACAAUACGGCCCCGUCGACGUAUUCUUCGAUAUUUCACCACCGGAGGCGAAGCUCUCGACGCAUGUGAAUAGUGGGAUACGUGCGCUGAGGCAUGGAGGGAGGGUGAGUCUGAUGGGAGGGAUUGGACGGGAGGUGCCGCUGCCGUUCUUUUGGAUCGUGGCGCAGGAUUUGCAGUUGAAGGGGAAAUUGAUGUACGAGAGGAAGGAUAUUGGGGCGUUCAUUCAGUUGCUGAACUCCGGGGUGAUGAGGCUGGAUGGUGUGGAGAUUGUGGCGAAGUUUGGGCUGAAGGAGUGGAAGAAGGCGUUCGAGGUAGCGAAGGAGAAAGCGGAUAUGGGGCAGGUGGUACUGAUAGCUCCUUGA